UGCUCUGGCUCCUCCUGCCCAGGCCUCUGGGAAGCUCAAGUCCAGCUUGAGGUCUGUUCUUGGAGUCUUUGCACUAUGGGCUGAUGAGAAACCAGUACAUCAAGUGCUGGGUUUCAGUGCUCUGCACUCAGUCUGAGCCCUUCUGAGUGGUGGCUGUUGGGCAGUGGCUGCAGCCAGUGCCCUCCCAGCCCGGGCAUGAGGUGGAGCCAGUUCCCCCUUGAAGGGCAAGAGGCAACAUGCCCAAACUGGGGAAAGGCAGUUCAGGGGGAAUGGCCUCGAGCAUGGGGGCUUUUCUCCCUCAGGAGGGCUGAGACACAGACUUGCAGGGGCCCCUUCCAGCCUAUGUUUCUUUACAAGUACGUGCCAGACUCAGAAGGAACCACCACAGCAGAUGUUACUGCUGGUCAGGGCCAGGCCCUGCACUCACUCUGCUCCCUGGAAGCUGCAUUGUAAUUCCUGCUCUGUUCCAAACUGCUGCCAAAGGCAGCCAAGCUCCAUGGCCCUGCUGCUGUCCAUGCCCUCUGCCACCACCAGCAUCGUGUUAGGAGCCAGAGCUCCUCUACCUGCUGCUGCUGCUUCCCUCCGCGCUCCGAGUGCAGCAAGAGGCGAUGGCGACCUUCCGGGCAGCGUCUCCCCAGCACCACCUUUGGCUUUUACAUCCUCACGCUCCAGUCAGCCUGUUGGCUCUCCCAGCACGUGUCAGAAACACCUUGGAAAUCUGCUCCUGCCACACUGCUCAGGAUUCUCUUGAAUUUGGCACCUGCAGGAACAGAAGAUGUGCAAUGAACUCACUCCAGCAGGAGCACGUCAAGGCCCAGGCUGCGUCCCGCGGGGCACAACUUACAGUCAGCCAGAGGGUGCGCGCUGGGGCUCACCCAGGGAUCCAUAAAGCCUCCUUUAGCCCCUUGGGCCUUCACCACUUCUCACGAGCUCCAGUUCGCUUCAGACGUACAGGACAGGGACCUUUUUCCCCGUCAAAGGUGGUGACAAGUUUUAACAAUGCAGCUCUUCCAACCUGUGUGAUGACUUACAGCAAUGCCACAGUAACCCCCACCCAGAUCAACAAAAAACAAAACGGGGGGAAAACAAGAUCAGGGUGAGUUUUCCUUUGCUCUGAGACCAAGGCAGGGAAGGUGGCUGUGGGCAAGGGCAUGGCCGUGUCUGGAUAGAACCACCUUUCCCUGGCUGCCAACACACGGGAUGACAAGAUGGGAUGGUCCAGAGGAGCAUUUAAAAGCAAGCUGUAGUGAAGAGGGUGCUCAUCAUACUCAUGAUUUUGAAUAGUUUAUUAAAUGAAAGGUGAAGCAUCAGUUUUAAAUUGUACAAAAGGAAAAAAACCCACCCCCCCAUAUUGGAAAUGUACAAUUUACAGAAGUACUAGCAAAAACCAAGCCAGGAGACACUCAUAAUACAAAAACCUAGUGACUGCAAACCGAAGUGGAACCCCCACAGCAGGUACCGUCAGAACCAAUGUUGUGAUACAGUAUUUGACAAUGUUCAAGGAGGAAUCAGUUUUCCACACAGAGGACUGUGAAGCACAAGGGUGUGUGAGGCUACAACUCCGAGCGCAGCACCACGCUCACGGAGGGACGGCCGCGGCCGCUCCUGCCCUGGCCAGAGGAGGAGAAAGAAGGGAAGGAAGAGGAGCUGAGAAAGUUCCAGCUACGUGUCAGGUUUUACAUGUACCCAGCUGAGGGAUGGCUGCAGCACCUUGGCAAGCAUUUGGCAACCUUGUCUGAGACUGCGUGUGGUGUAAGAACCAAACCUCAGCCGCGGUUGUGUCUCAGUGACGCGGGAUUCUCUCCCCUCGCAGCCAGCGCUGGGCACCACCCUGUGCUGGGAUUUCCAGGAAGCUCCUAACGGGGGAAAACAAAAACCCAACAAAAAAAAAAAAAAGCAGCUCCAGAAUUACUUUGUGGUUGGUUAAAAAAAACAAAACCAAAGCACCUCAAAGUGUUGUGCUCCGAGCGGGUCAGGCGGCUCCGUGGCGGGAGGCGAAGGCUCUGGGGCUGGGUCCGAGCUCCUGGAGUCGCUGUGGUGGGACACCCCGCAGGGCCAGGCAGUGGAACUGAGGAGCAGCUACUUGGCAGAGUCAUAAAAUCGAAGCAUGAUGAGAUUCCAAAUUAUUGAAGACAUUGAAAAAAAAACCAAACCCAACUCUUUCAUUCCAACGCAUCGGCUGAGAAGGUGCUGGGCUUUCUUUUUGGACGGGUUUGGUUGGGGUUGGGGGUUUUUCUGAUGUUGUUUGAAAAAUGGUCUCUUUUCCUUUUUGUUUUUCCCCAAAGACUUACUCUUUAAUAUGCACAGUUAACACUGAAAAAUGUAGCUGUAUUCCAUUGUAAGCUUAAGAACUUCACCAUCUAAGCACAAGUCUCUAUGCAGCACGUACAGUACUUCUAACUGGCAAAAAGUAAUUUACAAAAAUAGCGCAGAAGGGUAUUUCCAGCAUGGAAAGUAGACUUCUCUCUCUCCUAUGGUACACCUACAAUCGCUUCUCGUUAGGCUAAAGUGAUUCCUUUCCCCCACCCUACUUGUAAUAGGAAAGUUGCUGUUUACGUACCUUGGGUUGGCAGGACUUGCGGUAGGUAGUAAAAACAGCAAAGUGAUUACUUGAGAACCAUUGGUGUGUUUUACUGAGAAUACUUUAUUUGCUGGUAUAAGUUGCUAAAAAUGCACAGAGCAAGUACCAAUAGAAAAUUUACUGUUUCUUUGUGUCCCCGUGUGCUAUAUAAAAUGAACGUUCCACAGCAUCUGUUGGAAAAGUGGCUUCAUGGACAUCUCUUACUUUAUGUCCCGUUAUAAAUAAAAAUAAAUCUUCUCGAGAGUAUAAAAUCUGGGUUUUUAUCAGAUCAGAAUCUGAGCUGUUUUGUUUUUGGCAGAGAUGCACGUCAUUGGAGCUCUAACCUCUUCUAGGAGAGUGUUCUUCUCAAUGCCUCUGAGAGGGUAGAAGCAUACCGUGAUGCUAACCAAAUCCAGUGUGUUCAAAAACACUUUGUCGGCAGCACGCCGCCGCGUGGAGCGUCGUGGCCAAGUCAGUGGCUGGUAGGCAUAGGUUUAAUACAAAUGGCUAGGCUUCUGGAAACAUAAAAAGGCAAAAUGUUAAAACUGGUUUUGUUUGAAAU
Colius striatus (speckled mousebird) is the source of this 3122-nucleotide messenger RNA. RefSeq lists its product as uncharacterized. The record is from RefSeq and is a predicted model, not a curated record. Bases 609 to 1100 code for a protein of 163 amino acids. The transcript is spliced from 3 exons. NCBI's taxonomy places the organism in Eukaryota, Metazoa, Chordata, Aves, Coliiformes, Coliidae.